Molecule: messenger RNA, 3318 nt
Organism: Sesamum indicum (sesame)
Lineage: Eukaryota; Viridiplantae; Streptophyta; Magnoliopsida; Lamiales; Pedaliaceae
Product: Pentatricopeptide repeat (PPR) superfamily protein
Molecular function (GO): protein binding
Source: RefSeq, a predicted model, not a curated record
CCCGUGGCCAUUAAGUCAUGUAACAAGGGCUAGCAAAAGAAGAGAAGAGCAUCGUCUCCGAGGAAUUUUGACCCUAAAACAAACAGAGAAUACCCAAAGCUCUUCUUCCUUCAUUCUGCUUACACUUCCUCCCCCCCCACACACACACACUCUGCACCUAAGCUAAUGCAUGUUGUUUCGUGUAGUCAGAACUGAACCCUUCUCGCUCAAACCCCAUUUUCAUGCUCUUCAGUCCGUCUCCCUGCUUUCUACUACUACUCUUCCACGCCCCUCAAACAACGCAGUUUCUGACAUCUCGGCCCUGCUCAAGAAACCCAACUGGCAAACGAGCAAUCACCUUAAAUCCCUCGUUUCUCACUUGAACCCGCACUUAGUUUCUAGAGUUAUAGCCUCCCACAGCAGGGACAUUCCACUCUGUCUCAAGUUUUUCAAGUGGGUAUCCCAACAAUCUACUUAUUGCUAUGAUAUGGACGGCAGAAUUCAGUUACUGUAUUUGUUAGAAUCUGAUAAGUUAUACGGGAUUAUGCAUAAAGUGCUUGUUUUGUUAAUUAAAGAGUGUUAUAGUUCUCAUGAUGAGAUAUUGAAGCUGAUUGGUGCUGUUGAUGACAUGCGGGAAAAGGCCGGUUUUCGCAUUAACUAUCCUUGUUAUAGUAUGCUUUUGAUGUGUUUGGCGAAGUUAGAUAUGGGUUUGAUGGCUUUUUUGGUGUUCAAGAGAAUGUUGGGCGACGGGUUUGAUGCGAGUGGGAUUGAUUACAGGACAGUUGUAAAUGCUUUGUGUAAGAAUGGAUUUGUACAGGCCGCCGAGAUGUUCGUUUCUAGCGUCUUGAAACUCGGAUAUGCUUUGGAUGUUUAUAUUCAUACUUCUUUAGUUUUGGGUAAUUGUAGAGCUGGUGAACUUGGUGAGGCCUUCAGGGUGUUUGCUUUAAUGUCAGAAGGGGAUGUGUGUGGUGUUAAUAGUGCUACAUACUCAAUUCUUGUACAUGGUCUGUGUGAAGCGGGAAGGUUAGACGAAGCUUGUAAGUUGAAGGAAGACAUGAGUGAGAGGGGCUGUGAACCGAGUGCACGAACCUAUACAGUUUUAAUUAAAGCUACAUGUGACAGAGGAUUGAUCGAUCAGGCGUUCUGUUUGCUAGAUGAGAUGAUAAAGAAGGGGUGUAAGCCCAAUGUUCAUACGUAUACGGUCCUCGUAGAUGUCCUAUGUAGAGAAGGAAAGAUGGAGCAGGCUAAUGGGAUGUUUAAAAAGAUGCUGAAAGGUGGGUUUAGUCCUGGUACUGUAACUUACAAUGCACUAAUUAACGGUUAUUGUAAAGAAGGACGAGUGGUUUGUGCUUUUGAGUUGCUUGGGGUGAUGGAGAGAAAGAAAUGCAAACCAAAUAUCCGUACUUAUAAUGAGCUUAUGGAAGGAUUGUGUAAAAUUGGUCGACCUUACAAAGCAGUGGAACUGCUGAGAAAGAUCAUAAACAAUGGCCUACUUCCUACUGAAGUUACUUUCAAUAUUCUCAUUGACGGGUUCUGCAGGGCAGGCGAGCUAAAUAUGGCUUUUGAAAUUCUGCAUUCUAUGAGCUCAUAUGGGAUUGAACCUAAUCAUUUUUCUUAUACUAUGUUCAUUGAUAGCCUCUGCAAAAUGGAAAGAUUGGAGCAAGCAGGUGGCUUUUUGGGAGUGAUGAUAAAAAAAGGAAUAUCUCUUGUUACUGCAAGACUGGAAAUCUUAAGCAUGCGUUUUUGCUGUUUGAAGAAAUGGUCAAGAAUAGGCGUUUAACAAGUCCGCAUACUUUUAACAUAUUUCUUGAUGUUCUUGGCAAAGAAGUUAAGCUAGAUGAAGUAAAUGCAGUGUUCGGGUAUAUGUUAAAGCACGGUCUAGUUCCCUCCGUAGUGACUUAUACUAUAUUGGUCGAUGGGCUCUGUCGAGCAGGUGAAAUGGACUCUGCCUUGAAAAUGCUGGAACUCAUGAAACAAGCCGGUUGUCCACCAAAUGUCUAUACAUAUACUAUAGUCAUCAAAGGUCUAUGCCAGAGCGGAAAAUUGGAGGAUGCAGAGAAACUUUUGAUUGAAAUGCAAAACGCUGCAGUUUCACCAAAUGUCAUCAUAUAUGCUAUACUGGUCAAGUCAUAUGUUAUAGCUGGCAGGUUGAACCAUGCGUUCAACGUUGUGAACGCCAUGUUCCAGGACGGUUGUAGAGCAAACACUCAUGUAUAUUCUGCACUACUUGUAGGAAUUUUGGAGUUGGAAAUGGAUGGUUCCACUAGAGCGCAAAAUUCUAGUACUGCUUUAAAUGCUGAGAUGGAGAUUGGUGUUAAUUGUUGUCCUAAAUUCACUUUUAUGAAGAUGGAUAUCUACCAUGCUUUCCAACUUCUCAACAAAAUUAGAGAAUGUGGUGGUCAACCUUUUGAUGCAUACAAGUUUCUUAUCAUGGGCUUAGCUGGAACAGGAAGAAUAUCAGAAGCAGAUAUUCUUAUACAAGAAAUGGUGACAUAUGGCCUCAGUCCUGACAGUGACAUUAGUUCUUGCAUAAUUACGCACUUCUGCAAAAACAACGAUUAUAGUCAUUGUCUUGAGUGGAUCACAAGAUUCCAUGCCUAUGGUUGCGACCCAUCAUUUGCAUCUUACAGCGCUGUGAUUGUUGGUCUUCAGAAUGAGGGAAGGCUUAAAGAAGCUGAACGACUGAUAUCUGACCUUCUUAGAAAUGCCGGUGUUGAGGAUCAAACUGCAAUCUCACCAUAUAUAGAUUUUCUAGUAAAGAGAGAGGUGCCUUCUGGACCUCCCGAGCUUCUAAACUUAAUAGAGCAUAUGAGCUACAAAGAGAGGCCAAGCAUUUAGCACUCUCAUAUUGGACCUAGGACCAUUCCCCAAACCAUGUAAAAAUUGUGUAUUUUUAUAUUUGUUUCUCCGUCUUGAUUUUGCACGUGUUUCACACUUUUCCGUACAGUAUCCUAACCUCUCAUUACAGAGACUUAAGUAGAUUUCAUCUAAAAUCCAUGGAAUCUUCACUAUGGAGGCCUUGCAGGCCUUCUAAUGUUAGCAAACCCUGUCCCCAGAUCAAGCUCUUUGCCUGGCCCUAGGUACAAUUUCAUCAGCCAUGUUUCUCUGUAGCAUCAUAUGACCUUUCCCUGAACAUAAAUAGGUAACUGAUCUCUCCUUUUGUUGCUGUCCCCUUCUUAUCUUGUUUAUACUUAUCCAAUUAAGUCUAUAUUCAAAUUCUGACAAGAGUAACAUGAGGGUUUGCUGAUGAAGAGUUGAGGAUUCUGGAAUAUGUUUGUAUGAUGUCUUGGGUUUGAACAUUCCCACCAGAUAAAACACAUUCUUGAUGCCCCAUAUGAG